AAGUCAAACAUAAAAAAAAACGCUUUGGUUGGUUUGGUUUGGAGAUUUUCGAUUUAUUUCGGUAUGUUAAUCGAAAAAGCAAUUUAACGGAGUAUUCUGAAUUAUAGAUAAGAAAGACUUCUAUGUGUUUGCUCAAACAUGUCUGAAAAACUUGGCUUUGAAGAGCUUCGAGCAAAAUAUAAAGAUGUUCUAUCCAAAGCAUUUGCCACCAAUAAUAUUGACCUGCUGGAUUCCUUCACAAAAAACACCAGUGAAGUGGACAGGAAAGCUGCCAUGGAUCAGGCAUUUAGAGAUAAGUUAUUAGAACUGCUGGUUGAAGAACCUAACACUUUAGAAAACUAUGUCUGUUUCUGUAUAGAGUCGUGUAGACGGCAGAUGGUAACUCCUACGAUGCCAGUCGUCUUGCUGGGAGACAUAUUUGAUGCCCUCACCUUGAACAAAUGUGAGAAGAUGUUUACUUAUGUAGAAAAUGGUGUAAAUAUUUGGAAAGAAGAAUUGUUCUUUGUAGCAUGUAAGAAUAAUCUGCUCAGAAUGUGCAAUGACUUAUUGAGACGUUUAUCGAGAUCCCAAAACACUGUCUUUUGUGGUAGAAUCUUGCUAUUCUUGGCAAAGUUUUUCCCAUUCUCGGAGCGCUCUGGACUUAAUAUUGUGUCCGAAUUCAACCUUGAGAAUGUGACGGAGUUUGGGGGAGAUAGUACAAGUACACUUAAAGAUUCGCUGGACGAAGAAAUGGUUGUGGACACUGAGCAAAACAAGCUGAACAUAGAUUACAACUUGUAUUGUAGAUUCUGGAGUCUGCAAGAUUUCUUCAGGAACCCAAAUACUUGUUACAAUAAAAUACAGUGGAAAACAUUUGUUGCACAUUCAGGCAGUGUCCUCUCAGCAUUUGCAUCGUACAAGUUAGAAGCUAUCGAACUACAGAAGGCUAAACUGUACAGACUGAAGACUGUAGGCGGUGACGUGGAAAUGUCAGAGUCAAGCAAGGAACAGCAUUACUUUGCAAAGUUCCUCACCAACCAGAAGCUGUUGGAACUUCAGCUGUCCGACUCGAACUUCCGAAGAUGUGUUCUGAUACAGUUCCUGAUACUUUUCCAGUAUUUGACGUGUACAGUAAAGUUCAAAAUGGAGUCUCAAGAGCUAAAAAGCGAACAGCUGGAUUGGGUCAAAGACACGACAUCCCAGGUGUACAAACUGCUAGGAGAGACGCCACCAGACGGCGCUCGAUUCGCGGAUUGUGUCAAACGCAUCCUCCGCCGCGAGGAGCAUUGGAACACCUGGAAGAAUGAUGGAUGUCCAGAGUUCCAAAAACCCAAGCCCCCAGUCCAGACUGACUCAUCGGAUGACAUCAAGAAGGCGAAGAAACGCCGCCGUCCGGUCGGCGACAUUAUCAAGGAGUAUGAAGGGCAGCAAAAAUUCUUUAUGGGAAACAAUGAACUUACAAAGCUGUGGAAUCUAUGCCCAGAUAACUUAUCCGCCUGUCGCACCAAAGAAAGAGACUUCAUGCCGUCAUUAGAGUCGUAUAUGCUAAGUGGAGCGGGCACUGGCGGUAAACGAACUAACUGCGGCGGGUGGGGCUGGCGCGCGCUUCGUCUACUGGCGCGUCGCUCGCCGCACUUCUUCGUGCACACAAACAACCCUAUUGGACGCCUGCCCGACUAUCUGGAUGACAUGGUGGACCGCGUGACGCGAGAAGUGGCAGCGAAUGCCGCAGCAGCGAACAGCACCAACGGCGACUCGUCAAGUCUCUCCAGCGACAAGAAUGCCAAACAGUUUUCCACGCACGCGGCGGGAGGAGCGCGCACGCCUCCUCCAUCUCGACCGUCCCGUUCUGCGUCUGGGCUAAGCGUGACCCGGGUGACGGACCCGAUCGGCGGCGGCACAGCAAUGGCCGUCGGCGGCACGGAAUACUCCCGGCGGCGCGCCGCCUCUGCGCCGGCCACGCCGGCUCUUUCGCCCGCCUCCUCGCCACCUGGGUCACCGCAUAGAGGACCACACAAUAGGUAG
This is a messenger RNA of Ostrinia furnacalis (Asian corn borer), 2004 nucleotides long. It is a transcript of the gene Hpr1, whose product is annotated as THO complex 1-like protein Hpr1. The transcript is spliced from 10 exons. Gene Ontology annotation, biological process: mRNA export from nucleus. Bases 139 to 2004 code for a protein of 621 amino acids. Gene Ontology annotation, cellular component: THO complex part of transcription export complex. Lineage: Eukaryota; Metazoa; Arthropoda; Insecta; Lepidoptera; Crambidae. The record is from RefSeq and is a predicted model, not a curated record.